Molecule: messenger RNA, 297 nt
Organism: Ochlerotatus camptorhynchus
Lineage: Eukaryota; Metazoa; Arthropoda; Insecta; Diptera; Culicidae
Product: histone H2B-like
Exons: 1
Coding region: 1-297 (98 amino acids)
Cellular component (GO): nucleosome
Molecular function (GO): DNA binding; structural constituent of chromatin; protein heterodimerization activity
Source: RefSeq, a predicted model, not a curated record
AUGGCACCGAAAACCAGUGGAAAGGCCGCUAAGAAGUCUGGAAAGGCGCAGAAAGUCAUCGUCAAGGGCGAGAAGAAGAAGAGGAGACAGCGCAGGAAGGAAAGCUAUGCCAUCUACAUCUACAAGGUGUUGAAGCAGGUUCACCCGGACACCGGAGUCUCGUCGAAGGCCAUGAGCAUCAUGAACAACUUCGUCAAUGACAUCUUCGAACGUAUUGCUGCUGGCUCAAUACAACAAACACUCGACGAUCACCUCCCGCGAAAUCCAAACUGCUGUCCGUCUGCUGCUGCCGGGUGA